CACACACACACACACAGGCACACACAACAGAGACGAGUUGUAACACACAAAGCGAGGAAGCAAGUUACUUAUCGGUGAUGGUAGAGUGAAAGAGAGUUGCGAUUCUUACUCAUUUCUUAUUCUGCUUAGUUCGGUUUCGGUAUAGUACAGCUGUUCGUCGUUUUUGAUAGUCUGACGAAUGAAUUCAUCGGGACAGUCGCAGUUCUCGUCGUAGCAGAGGGGGUAUUAGCGCUGGCGCGGCUUCAUUCCUCGCUCGGGAACGAUGAAAAAUUAACGCUUCGCCUAUGUACACAUAAUAUAUCGAUAGGCCGAAUCAAGUGUUAAUUCCAAAGUCUUAAAACAGAACUAAUUUUGAACAACCUAUAACGGUAUUAUACCGAAGGAGGGUGGCCUUCGGUGUGACAAAAGGCUCGAAGUGCAAGAGAGAGACAGAGACGCGUACGCAGUAAAGGAACAACAGUCGAUUUUGUUGCGAGCGACGAGAUCGUAAAAAGAAAGAAGAAGAAGAAGAAGAAGAAGAAGAGGACGACGAAGAAGAAGAAGAAAUUGUAGAGUCGACGGGCGGCGCGUUAAACUUUCUUCUCUCACAAUCUCUUUCUUUUUUUUUAAUCUCCUUUCUGUUCCACGAUAAACGCAUUAACGAAAGGUGCCAAGGAACUAUUCGGAACGGUCAAGAAUAUUAUUUCGUUUCGACGAUUUGGGAGCGACCAAACCGUUCGUAAGGGAUGUCUACCCCUGCAAGAAGAAGGCUAAUGAGAGAUUUUAAGAGAUUACAAGAAGAUCCACCUACUGGAGUAUCUGGUGCACCUACAGACAAUAAUAUUAUGAUAUGGAAUGCUGUUAUAUUUGGACCACAUGACACUCCAUUUGAGGAUGGUACAUUUAAACUCACAAUAGAGUUCACGGAAGAAUAUCCAAAUAAGCCCCCUACAGUAAGAUUUGUCAGUAAGAUGUUUCACCCUAAUGUAUACGCAGAUGGGGGUAUUUGCCUUGAUAUUCUACAAAAUCGUUGGAGUCCUACAUAUGAUGUUUCUGCCAUCUUAACAUCUAUACAGUCAUUAUUGGACGAACCAAAUCCAAAUUCACCGGCAAAUUCUCUAGCAGCACAAUUGUACCAAGAGAACAAACGAGAAUAUGAAAAGAGAGUAGCCACAGUUGUUGAACAGUCUUGGUUAAACUUUCAAGAAAGUCAUACGGAGGAUCCUCGCUGACAUUAAAUUUAGAGUCCUGGAAUGACAUGGGAAUCGCACUGAGAAACUUAUGUGAUCUAUACUUAUAAGUAUAAAUACAAUAUGUGUAUGGUUUUUGCUCAUAAUAAAUACAUUUUAGGUGCUUUAACAUGAAUAACAAAACAAUUAAAAAAGAAAAAAAAAAAAAAAAAAAAAAAAAA
Molecule: messenger RNA, 1390 nt
Organism: Vespa mandarinia (Asian giant hornet)
Lineage: Eukaryota; Metazoa; Arthropoda; Insecta; Hymenoptera; Vespidae
Gene: Ubc6
Product: ubiquitin conjugating enzyme 6
Source: RefSeq, a predicted model, not a curated record